AUGGGCAAUGUAACUGGAACUGUGGCUGCGAAAUUCGCUUUUUUCCCGCCAGACCCACCAACGUACGAGGUUUUCAGGGGGCAAGAUGGGAGGCUCGUGUUCUCCGGCGUCACCGCCGACAAAAACGUCGACCUUCAUCUUCUUCAUACAAAAGGUGGCAACAAGAUCGUUGCCACCUUCUGGAAACACCCUUUUGCAAGGUUCACCUUUCUCUACUCGCAUGGCAAUGCCGCUGACUUGGGUCAGAUGCAAGAGCUUUUCAUUGAGCUCAGGGCUCACCUUCGUGUCAAUAUCAUGAGCUAUGACUAUUCAGGAUAUGGAGCAUCUACAGGUAAGCCAAACGAGUUGAACACAUAUUAUGACAUAGAGGCUGUGUAUGAUUGUUUGAAGAAUGAGUAUGGAAUUAAACAAGAAGAGCUAAUUUUGUAUGGUCAAUCGGUUGGUAGCGGACCCACGGUGCACUUGGCUUCUAAGUUGCGGGAGUUGAGAGGUGUUGUUAUUCACAGUGGCAUCCUUUCAGGGCUAAGGGUCUUGUACCCUGUCAAGAUGACAUUGUGGUUUGACAUAUUCAAAAAUAUAGACAAAAUAAGGCAUGUUAACUGCCCAGUCUUAGUUAUACAUGGAACAAAUGAUGAUAUUGUUGAUUGGUCCCAUGGAAAGCGAUUGUGGGAACUUUCCAAGGAAAAAUAUGACCCUUUGUGGGUUAAGGGUGGGGGCCAUUGCAACCUUGAAACUUUCCCUGAAUACAUCAAGCACUUACGCAAGUUCCUAAAUGCCAUGGAGAAACUCUCGAUCACAGGACAAACGAACAAACAACUCACUGAAAAUCCUAGUAUUAGUGAAUCCAGAACAAACAAAUGUUUAAUAUUUUGUAAAAGGUAGCUUUAUCUAUUUUGAGGUUUUUGAUG
This is a messenger RNA of Gastrolobium bilobum, 908 nucleotides long. RefSeq lists its product as uncharacterized. NCBI's taxonomy places the organism in Eukaryota, Viridiplantae, Streptophyta, Magnoliopsida, Fabales, Fabaceae. The record is from RefSeq and is a predicted model, not a curated record. Bases 1 to 882 code for a protein of 293 amino acids. The transcript has 5 exons.